Hydatigera taeniaeformis is the source of this 2505-nucleotide messenger RNA. Lineage: Eukaryota; Metazoa; Platyhelminthes; Cestoda; Cyclophyllidea; Taeniidae. The record is from the annotation of a GenBank genome assembly.
AUGCCCGUCCGGAGGGGUCACAUAGCUCCGAAGAACACCUACAUUGAUACAAUUAUCAAAAAAUUUGACAAUCAGUAUGCCGCUUUUGUCAUUACCAAUUCCAAGAUAGACUUGCAUCCCAUUAUAUACUGCAGUGCUGACUUCUGUGACCUCUUCUCCUUUACCAAAGCGCAGCUGCUCCUGAAGUCGUCAAAUCUUUCAUUUUUAUGCGGCGAAAAAACAUCUUCCGAGUCCAUUCAAGCAUUGGCUGAUGGAUUGGUAUGUGAUCGAGAGACGAAGCUUCAGCUCAGUCUCUACACCAGAAAGGAUGAAGUCAGGCAGUGUGAAGUUACAAUUACUCCACUUACGGAUGAGUUUGGCCGCGUUUCACUACACAUAAUAUUUUUUGAGGCGGUCGAGGAAAUUCAUUCGGAGAAACGGCAGAUUCGAUGCGCCAGUGCAAGGCGCAUCUCCAGUAUUGCUACCAUGAUUUUCCAUCGUGGUAAGGAGCCGCCUAGAAGCAAUCUCAAACGCAUCCAUCAACUGAGUCAAUCCGUACUUCAUGAAUUACUACCCAAGGAGGUCGUUCUGAGCCGUCGACCAUCCGAGAACAUUCCUUCCGGAAACAAUCACAAGAUGUCAAUAUCUAGCCUCUUCAUUAACGACCUCAAAAGCCUCCCAGAGCCCGCCAACACGGAGAAAAGUGCUAGAUUUGAUUCAGCUAGCGUAGGAACAGCUAACUCUGUCACACUUCGUUCCUCGGUUCAAACCUCCCGUGCCUCUAUGGUUAACGAGCCAGUCAAAAAGCCAGAACUUCGUCCCAAAUCCUGUUCCAAUGCUCCACCAUUGUGGUCUGAUCAUCAAUCCUCUGAGACCGAGUCCACUACGGAUCGUGCGCGCCCAGCUUCAGCAGUUCUUGGUGGAAGGUGCAGUAGGUAUGCUCUACCCUCACUCCUGGCUCGUGGGAGUCGACUUAUAUCAGCGCCUGCGUCGCAGACAUCUAUUGUUCUUAGUGAUGCAGGGACUCUUCAGGUGGUGCUGGGGAAACAUGGGGACCAGGCGAAAUCGCAUGUCACAGACACCUUCGCGAAGAUUUUGUCACUGGACAAGGAUCUUCACGAGAAGCGCAAAUUGGAGUCAAAAAGGAUGCACAAGUACACCAUCAAGCACUACAGUCCGAUCCGAGCUGUGUGGGACUGGUUUAUUCUCCUUCUUGUCAUCUACACAGUCAUUUUCACGCCCUAUAUGACAGCAUUUCUUCUCAAUUACAAGGGUUUCAACUGCACUCACCCUCACCGCAGAUCGCCAGGUCAUCGGACCAUUUUGGGUACGGUGGACAUAAUGGUGGACAUUAUGUUUGUCUGCGACAUUAUCAUCAACUUCCGCACCACCUAUGUUAAUAAAAAUGACGAGGUGGUUUCUAAUCCCAAGAAGAUUGCAACACACUACCUCAAGGGCUGGUUCCUCAUCGAUCUUGUUGCCGCCAUCCCUUUUGAUGCGCUUUUCUUUCGGUCGCAGGAAAAACAGCCUACUGCGCUAAUCGGACUAUUAAAAUCGGCUCGUCUACUGCGCCUCAUCAACGUAGCUCGCAAGUUGGAUCGGUAUUCGGAGUAUGGCACUGCAAUUCUCGUCCUUCUCACCUCUGUCUUUGUUCUCAUUGCUCACUGGCUGGCUUGCAUCUGGUACGCGAUCGGUAACGCGGAGCACCAACACAGUUCCACGAAAAUCGGGUGGCUGGCGACCCUGGCGGAGCAGACACGACAGUUCUACAAUGAGAGCCCCUGCUCUGGACCCACUCUCCAAACGAAGUACAUAACCGCCCUCUACUUCACCUUCUCCAGCCUCACCUCCAUUGGUUUUGGCAAUGUCAGUCCCAACACCAAUGCGGAGAAGAUCUUCUCCAUUGUCGUAAUGCUUGUUGGGUCUCUUAUGUAUGCAAGCAUCUUUGGCAACGUCAGCGCCAUCAUUCAACGACUCUACAGCGGCACAGCGCGCUACCAUGCCCAGAUGCUACGCAUCAAAGAGUUCAUCCGCUUUCACCAGAUCCCGGGACCACUGAGGCAGCGAUUGGAGGAGUACUUCAUUCACGCGUGGGCUUACACUUACGGAAUCGACAUGAGUGUGGUUCAGCGCUCCUUCCCUGAAUGCCUCCAGUCGGAUAUUUGCAUGCAUGUUUACAAGACCAUGCUAAAGACAACCAGGGCCUUUGAAGGUGAGUUUGGUGGUUUUGCUUUCCACUUGAAAGGAUCCCUUUGUCUAGUGCUUUGUGGAAAUAACAAGAAUCAUCAAGUUAUUGAAAACAAUCUUCCAUUUAAAUAUGUUUUCUCUCAACCUGAUCAACUCCUCUGUCUCUCUGCCUGUCACGUGGUACAAUGUGUGGGGCGGCCCUCUCUGUUGUGGCGUCUUGGCAGCCAUAAGCUGAGCACGAUGCUGCUGCCUUCUGUUAGAGCCCGCUUUGUAGAAUUCCCAUCCGCGCCCUUGCCUCAAAGCGGCCGCUUUUAUGGCUCCAGCACCUGCGAUAAGUAG